Molecule: messenger RNA, 1095 nt
Organism: Colletotrichum phormii
Lineage: Eukaryota; Fungi; Ascomycota; Sordariomycetes; Glomerellales; Glomerellaceae
Exons: 2
Coding region: 1-1095 (364 amino acids)
Source: RefSeq, a predicted model, not a curated record
AUGGUAUUGACUUAUAACCAGUACUGGGAAGAGCUGGCCAAGUAUAACCCCAUUCUGACUGAAACUCCCAUUGAGAACCCAGCGACCCAAGAGCAUGAGAGGAACAACAAGAUCCUCGACAUAUACAAGAAGUUGAAUCCCGAUUUCGCACAUGAGAUCAAGGGUGAUCACCUAGUGGACGAUAAAGGCAAAUACAACAUUUACAACAGGUGGAAUGGUCACACCAAUACUGGUACCAUUGCCCACCUCAUCCAAAUCAACAACAGUCUCAGUGCCGAGAUUGAUAUCGCUGCUCAAGCCACUGUUACCCGAACCGACUUGGUGUACGGCGAGCCUAUUACCAGUAUGAUUACUCUUUGCGGAGAUGGAUCUGCCUACGGUAAUCCGGGCAGAAAUUCUGACCCGACGAUUGGUGCCGCAGUCAACGAAGUUUGUCGUCUUGCUCGCGAUAAAGUGUGUCCUAUCCCCGUCACAAUAUCUGUUAAAGAUCCUGUCGCUCUGUACAUGUACGACGCAGAUUUCUCGUCCUUCCUAUUAGAUCGCACUGGCAAGCGAAGAGGGAACAUUCAAAAUAUGGUCCCAGUUCCCGAAGGCGUCUUUGACUGGUGUGAUCGUGGUGAUAUUGCCAAGAACAUGGGCCUUCAUCUCCGCGUAUCUAUCCCCAAAGGCCACAAGACUGAUGAUAAUAGCCGCGACCUUAACCUGAGCGAUCUUUUUGAUCAGAAUAACGGCGGUCGCUACGUGCACUAUGGGAGCCAAUUUGCCGAUUACAUCUUCAUGAGCGUUUCUGGCAUUGUUGGUCCAAAGCCUCCACAGCCUCAGGAUGCUCUAGAAGCGUGGCCCGGAAAACCUCAGCCUGCACUUACUUACACUGAGCCGUACCUACAGAAACCUUUUGUUGAGCCCAAGGUUUUGGGAACCCCUGAUGUCCACAAGAUGGGAGAAGUCAAUGCAGUUGUCACAACUUUUGAUCGCAAGGCGAUGCAUCUGAGGGUAGAAGCAAAGGAAGGACCGUCAGACUACAUGGGUAUGCCAGAGCCUGGUCCUCCUAACGGGCCGGAUUACCAAUCCAUCACUCCGAAGGUCAUCUAUUGA